AUUGCUCGACCAGACCAGAGUAAAUACCGUCGUUUCCCCGCCCUAGUAUUUAUUUAUUUAUUAUUUAUUAUUCUUUGCAGCUUCCUAAUUCAAUAGAUUCCGCUUCCAGCCUCUGGUGCUAAAAGUUUCAGAUCGUUUUUUAGAGCCAUGGGGAAUGGGAUGAAUAAGAUACUUCCUGGUUUGUUCCUUGGAAAUUAUAAAGAUGCUCGUGACACCGAACAACUAAAACAGAAUAACAUCACACACAUUCUUUCAAUCCAUGACACUGCUCGGCCCAUGUUGGAGGGAAUAAAAUACCUGUGCAUCCCUGCUGCAGAUUCACCCUCGCAGAAUCUAGCAAGACAUUUUAAAGAAAGCAUUGCUUUUAUCCAUGAGUGUCGGCUUAGAGGUGAAGGCUGCCUUGUCCACUGUCUUGCCGGUGUUUCCAGGAGUGCAACCUUGGUCGUGGCCUAUAUAAUGACUAUCACCGAUUUUGGCUGGGAGGAUGCAUUGUCCAUUGUCCGAGUGUCGAGAUCGUAUGCCAGUCCAAAUACGGGCUUCCAGCAACAGCUUGAAGACUUUGAAAAAAACGAAGUGGCCCAGUUCCGAGAUUGGCUUAAAGCAAAGUAUGGCGAAAACCCUUUGCAAGACAAACAAGAUGCCGAGGCUCUUUUGCAGAAGCACAAACUCCAUGCAGCCGAUCCUUACAAAUAUACCUGGAAGGCCGUGGAAUGAUAUCAUUGCUACGGGGACAGCCGAACAUUUAUUGUAACGUUCAGGGUAUAGUCACACAACUAAGCAGGGUAACUUGCGCUCACAUCUUUCUGCACGUGCCGAAAAAGGAUUUGCUUGGAAAAGAAUAAUUGAGGGGAGGGCAGAUGGGCUAUUUGUGCUGUUAUAAUACACCUGCCUUUAAUUAUUUGAGGAGUGGGACUCCAGGACAUGAACCUUGUUAUACUCGUGGUUGAUCUUGCCUUCAUUAGGUGAAGGGCCAGUGGUGGGAUUCAGCCAGUUCGCACCUAUUCGGGAGAACCGGUUGGUAACUUUCUAAGCAGUUCAGAGA
Molecule: messenger RNA, 1042 nt
Organism: Thamnophis elegans (Western terrestrial garter snake)
Lineage: Eukaryota; Metazoa; Chordata; Lepidosauria; Squamata; Natricidae
Gene: DUSP22
Product: dual specificity phosphatase 22
Exons: 7
Coding region: 148-714 (188 amino acids)
Biological process (GO): positive regulation of JNK cascade; regulation of cell population proliferation; transforming growth factor beta receptor signaling pathway
Cellular component (GO): cytosol
Molecular function (GO): protein tyrosine/serine/threonine phosphatase activity
Source: RefSeq, a predicted model, not a curated record